Messenger RNA from Centruroides sculpturatus (bark scorpion), 1483 nucleotides. RefSeq lists its product as uncharacterized. Bases 56 to 709 code for a protein of 217 amino acids. Lineage: Eukaryota; Metazoa; Arthropoda; Arachnida; Scorpiones; Buthidae. The record is from RefSeq and is a predicted model, not a curated record. The transcript has 2 exons.
UUUGAAUUGCUGUUUUCUCUUCAUCUUUACCGAUUAAAACACUUUCGUUUGAAAAAUGGAAACGUUACAAAGCUCCUAUUUUUUAUUUUUUCUGCUUGCAAGUACAGUUUUUUCAGAUAAUGUCAAAGAAGCUAACGAAUAUAUGGAUCUACUGUUGGAAAAUCUAAGAAACGAUCCCGUGAUCGCCAAAAAAGUGGAACCAAUUCACGUUCCUAAUGUCAGAGAGAGCACAUUCGAAGGUAGAAACAUAUACAUCAAAGGAUUAUCAAACCUUUACAGAUUAGAGGACAGCCAAGUUGAGGCCAAAGGGGAUAAAGUAUACGUGACUUCUAAACUGGGAGUGGCUAAAAUUAGAUUUAAUAUGGAUUACAAAGUUAAAAAACCCAUUUUACCUAUCUGGAUCAGUGGUAAAGCGGAAGGGAAAAUUGACAACGUAAGAGUUCGCUGUGUUGUCGGAGUAUCUUCACUUGACGGAACUGGAAAAGUGGAAGAAUUUAAAGUAAUACAUUUUGGUAGAUUUAAAGUUACUAAAGUCAGAGGUGCCACAAUUGCUUUCAAUUGGUUAUUGGCUAUUAUAACAAAUUUCAUGUUUAAUCACUCCAAAGGGAUGGUGAUUGAAGGUAUUGAAAAUGGCGUAUCAAACCUGCUUCGAGAUAAACUGAAUGAAGUGAAGAUAACAUCGAGAAAAUUAAAAUCCAGAUCUUUAUAGUCCCAUACAGGGUCUUAUAACCUAUAUCUAAAUUAUAUAUAUUUUUCAUUUUUUACGAGAAUCUAUGGUUAUACAUUAAUAUCGUGUAAUUACUCGUGUAAUAAAACUUAACAAAGUUCUCUAUUUUAUUUCUUGAGCAAAAUUUAAUUAAUAUAAGUAGGACAUGAAUCUUUUCUUUUAAAUUUACUUUAGUAAAUUUAGUUUAUAACUAUUUUAAUUUUUAUUUAAUUUGAUUAACGUUGUAAACAUCUUGAAACAUACAUUAUACUAACUAAAAAUAUGAUAAGAUGCGGGUUUGUAGUUAAAAAUAUGGCAAAAUAAAAAUGAAAAUUCGAAUUCUUAACAUUAAAAUAGGGUGAUUCAAAAAUGUACAUAAACGGAAUUGUGACGCAUCUUUCAGGUGCCUUAUAAGCACAAAAUUGCAUUUGCCAUGAAUGGGUCAUAGCUUUACAAUACUAUAAAUAAACUCCAAAAUAUAUGUAAACAAGACUUCAUUAAUUAAAGUAUGGUCAUACCUGAACAAUAGACUUGGGGCUCGUCUUCUCAGGAGUUUCAUAUUACUGCUCGUUACUAUAUUUUGUUCUACUUAUAUAUGCACGAUUCCUUUGAAGAAGGUGGGCCAGAGGACUGAAAAAUGCUUAAAAUAACCUGGGUGUCAACAUAUAUAAGCUCUGAUGCUCCAUAACAUUGAUAACCUGAUCUCUGAAACGAAAGAUCCAUUGCGCCUUAUAAGAAACAUGAUUAAUACAAGAGACUGAAGCAGACAUAAAGACA